AUGAAAAAUGAAGACAAGUUCGAGAGAUUUUCAAGUUGUAGAGGUGUAGCUUUCGAAAUAAAGCCUCGUAACGAUCCAUUUUCUGUCCCUAUACCACCUUCUAUCGAAUCUAAUUCCCGUGGUAGCGCUAGAUUUUGGCUACCAUGGGAAAAUAUUAGGAAAAAAAUUGCUCCAUCGUCAUCCUUCAUGACACGAUCAAUGAGUCGUGCUAGUAGUACUCAUUUUUGUGAUCUAGACGUAGAUGAAGACGAAAAUGAAGAUGAUGAUUCUCUGUCUGACAUUGAAAAAGGUUAUUAUGAAAAAGAGGGGUCAAUUUUGCAAAUUCCACAAGUGGGGUCAUCACCAUUACCAUUUCUACCUCCGAAAACACUUAGUAAACGCAAAAAUAAAAAUCAUUUUUCGUCAAGAUUGUCUAUCAUACUACUUGAUCAAGGGUUUUUUACUGUAUACAAGCGAUUAUUCGCGCUAUCUUUUGUUCUUAAUAUCACUUUUUUAGUCCUUGCUUGUACGGGGAAUUUCGCGUAUGCAAGGAGGAAAGCUGUCUUGUUCUCUAUAGGGAACAUUUUCGCUUUGACACUAUGUCGAAGUGAGGCAUUUUUGAGAGGUCUAUUUUGGUUCGCGGUGAAUUGCUUUGGAUGGUCUUGGAUACCUAUACAAAUCAAGACUAUUGUUACGUCUUUACUUCAGUCACUUGGUGGAAUCCAUAGUGGUUGUGCUAUUUCUUCAAUUGCAUGGCUCAUUUACGCGUUAGUCCUAACGUUGAAUGAAAAAGAAAACACAUCCCCAGAAAUCGUUAGCGUUGCCUUUGCUAUCCUUUUGCUUCUCUCAUUGUCCUCUUUAGUCUGGAUUUUCAUCACCUUAACGGUGUCCUAUGACCCCAAAACCAAAUCAUACAACGCCAAAAUUGGCACCAAACUGAUCAAACAACAAGAAUUUUGUUUCACAUUGGUUAUCACAAUACUAAUAAUCAUCCCAUGGAUGACAGUGAGGUGUGUUCCGGUUAGGGUUACAUCUCCCUCAGGACAUGCAUCGAUUAUAAAAUUUGAAGGAGGAAUUAAACCAGGGAUUUUAGGGCGAAUUAGCCCUUCACCUUUCUCUGAAUGGCACGCGUUUGGGAUCAUAUCGGAUGGUAAGACAGAACACAUGAUGUUGGCAGGUGCAGUUGGUGAUUUCACGAAAUCCCUAGUGGCGAAUCCCCCUAGCCAUUUAUGGGUACGACAAGUUCAUUUCGCGGGCUUGCCUUAUCUAGUAAACAUGUACAAUAGGGUCCUUGUGGUUGCAACAGGGUCCGGUAUAUGUGUCUUUCUAUCUUUCCUAUUACAACAUACCGCGGCUAAUAUGGUAACCGGACAUCCAAAGGAGAAGGUGAUUAUACAUGACACAGCGUUGCUAGGUCGUCCAAAUGUAUCAGAAAUGAGCGUUGACAUAGCGCGAAAAUGGCGGGCUGAAGUUGUUAUUGUUACUAGCAAUCCAGAAGGGAGUAGAGAUGUUGUUAAUGCAUGUAAGAAAUCUGGAAUUCCUGCAUUUGGUCCUAUUUGGGAUUCUUGA
Capsicum annuum is the source of this 1548-nucleotide messenger RNA. Its product is annotated as adenylate-forming reductase 06235. The transcript is spliced from 3 exons. The coding region runs from base 1 to 1548 and encodes 515 amino acids. Lineage: Eukaryota; Viridiplantae; Streptophyta; Magnoliopsida; Solanales; Solanaceae. The record is from RefSeq and is a predicted model, not a curated record.